Caenorhabditis angaria is the source of this 2623-nucleotide messenger RNA. Lineage: Eukaryota; Metazoa; Nematoda; Chromadorea; Rhabditida; Rhabditidae. The record is from the annotation of a GenBank genome assembly.
AUGUUUGGUAACGCGAAGCCAACGUUCGGCGCAGCACCUGCAACUACCACUGGGUUUACAUUUGGAAGUUCAUCUACAACUGCACCAGCAUUCACAUUUGGAAGUGGUGCAGCCACGACAACAACUACAGCUGCGACAAGUAUUUUUGGAUCUUCUCAAGCAGGUAAGCCAGAAAUUCGUAAACCUCAUAAUUGAUUUUAUUUUCAGCACCAGCUACAUCAGGAAGCACUUUAGGAACUUCUACGACUUCUACAGGUGGACUUUUCGGAUCAACAGCACCAUCCACAGGUCAGUUGGUGAUUAAUCUAAGAUUGGAUGCCAUUUUUAUUUUUUUUUAAAGGAAUGUUCGGAACUCCAACUACACAAGCGGCUCCAUCUGGAGGUCUCUUUGGAUCUACAACAACUACUGCGCCAGCUUCAGGAAAUCUUUUCGGUUCAACACCGAAUGCAAAUCCAACAUCUGGAGGAUUGUUUGGAAGUUCCACAUCGAAUACAGCUAGUGGUAGUAUUUUUGGAAAUACAGCUGCACCAGCUCAAACUGCUGCUCCAGCUACCACAGGUUUGUUUGGAACAACUGCAACUUCGACAGCGGCUCCAGUUGCAACUGGAGGUUUAUUCGGAACAUCGACAAAUGCAUCUACUACUGGUGGUCUUUUUGGAUCAUCUACCACAACAACACAACCUGCUGCUUCUGCUACAGGAGGUUUAUUUGGUGCUCCCGCAGCUGCUCCAACUGCAACAACAGGUGGAUUAUUUGGCUCAUCAGCAGUUGCUGCUCCUGCACCAACUCCAGCUACAGCCGGUUUGUUUGGUACUUCUAAUAGUUCUGCAGCACCUACAAUUGGAAACAUCGCGGCGACAACAGCUUCAACAGGAUUGUUUGGAACAACAUCAACUGCUACAAAUGCGCCAGCUACUGGAGGUCUUUUUGGAGCUCCAGCAGCGACCACAACAACAUCAAGUGGUGGGGGUUUGUUUGGAGCAACUGCUACGAAAACUGCUCCAGCAUCUACCGGGGGACUUUUCGGGACGACACCAGCAGCCACAACAAAUACUGCAGGACUAUUUGGAUCAGCAGCUCCAUCCACUGGUUUAACUGCUCCUUCUCAAACUACAGGUGGACUUUUUGGCUCUUCUCCAGCGGCAUCAGCAAAACCAGCUGUAACAACAACAACAGCAGCUUCAACGUUGUCAACUGGUGGAUUAUUCGGUUCCGCAGCCUCUACUACUGUUUCCGCUCCAAGCACUACUCCUCUAUUUGGAGCUGCACCAGCCACAACAACAGUAUCGGCAACACCUUCUGGUGGACUUUUUGGUGCUUCAACAACCACUUCGACUCCAGCCACAACAGCUUCAUUGACAUCUGGUGGUCUCUUUGGGUCUGCUACAACAACUGCAGCUCCAAGUGGCCUUUUAGCAGCUCCAACUGCAGUUCCUACAACCACAGCAGCAUCAUCUGCUACUGCAGGUUUAUUUGGUGCAGUCACAACAACUGCCACCACAGCUUCUCCAUCAACAAAACAAGCAGUUACUUCAAUUGCUAGUGGCGGUCUUUUUGGUUCUUCAGCACCUACUACAACAACUACAACUGUUCCAGCUGCACCAACAGCAACAGUUGGGCCAUUAUUUGGUGCAGCUCCAACAACUCAAACAUCAACUCUUUCUUCAACACCAUUAGCUAAAGGAACUGGUUGGACAUCAUCAACUCUUGGCGGAUUAACAACUAAUACAACAACCCAAUCAACAUUAAAAAUUGGAUCAAGUGGAAGUGAUUUAUUAUCAGAAGAAGAAAUUAAAGCUGGAUUAGCUGGAAAUGAUACAAAAGCAUUUAUAACUGCUUUGAAUGAGGUAAUUGUUUCAUUAAAAUUGAUUGAUUUUCUGAUUUUUUCAAAUUUUCAGGUGGUUAACAGUUAUCAUGCUGAAAUAUCAAAACAAGAACGUACUUUCAAUAAUAAAAUAAUUGAAAUGAAUGCUUAUGAUCGAGAAAUGAUUGGAUUAGAACCAAAAGUUGUUGGAUUGCAUGAUGAUAUGAAUGAAUUAGGAGAAAGAUGUAAAAGUAUGAAUUUCAGUAUCGGAACAAUGUCAUCUGUUUUGAAUGGUUUGUUUGUUUGUUUGUCUUUUUUGAUUAUGUGAAAUCGUUUCAGAAGUCGAAGAAACUGUUGCUGAAAUGGAGAAAAAACUAAACUUGCCAGAAUGGACUGAUCUCGAAUAUAAAUUCCCGUUAGAUAGCCGAUUUGCCAGUAGACACGAUGUUCAAAGAGUUCAAAUGUAGGAAUUCAUCCAGUUUUUUUUUAUAUUCAAAAUUUUCCAACUUUCAGUGCUCAAAUGAUGUUGAAUGUUGAUGCUCAGAUGAAAUCUGCUGAUUAUGAUUUGGACCAAAUUUUGGAAUCGUUGAAAAAUGUUCAGAACAAUGCACUCAAAACAAAACAAGAAGUUCCACUCGAAAAAACUGAAAUGAUAUUGAAGAAACAUUUGGAAAAAUUGAUUGAUUUGGCCGCGCAAAACAGUAAGAUUAUUUUUCUUUGAAACUAUGUAAAAAUCUUAAUUUUCAGGUGAUAUAACGGAAAAAUUGAGAAAAAUUAAGAAAUCGAAUAACUUAUCUGUUGGAAAUUCGAGAGCCUAA